AUGAUUCUCCACUGCCCUGCACUUUGUGUAUUCAUCUACAUCGGAGUGCAAAAUGCUGUCAAAUCAGAAUCUCUGCUGGGAAUAUCUUUGUACACCUACUUUGCACAGUCUCUCCCAUUUACUGGCCCUAUUCAUGGCGGUCUUCAUGACGGAUUGAUGGUUAUCAUCAGUGGAACUGUUCUUCCUACAUGUGACAGUACUUGUGAAAGUCAGAAUUGGGGAAGAGAGGAGAGGAAAGAUGAAAUGCCUUUUUUAAAAGGUUACCCCUUUGAGAUUCGGGUUUUGGUAAAACACGAUUCAUUCCAGGUUGCUGUAAAUGGAAAUCCCUUUGUGCAGUACAAGCACCGAAUUCCACUUUCCAAAGUGAACCACCUUAGUGUGUCUGGGGGUGUGGAUGUGGCAAUCAUCAGUUUCCAAGAUACUGCUCCCCCAGGUGCUUGGAGUGCUAGAGAAGCUGGGAUCACCAGUGCAGCUUUCCCACCUACACAGUUCGCUCCUGGAUCAACAUAUAGUUCAAAUCCUGCUUUCCCACCUGGACCAUACCAGCCGCAAACUUAUCCUGUGCCAUACCACACUUUGAUUGUUGGAGGAUUUUAUCCAUCAAGAUCUCUCAUAAUAACAGGGACCAUUCCUCAUGGUGCUGACCGAUUCCAUGUCAAUCUGAAAUGGGGCGAACACGUUGCCUUCCAUCUAAACCCAAGAUUCUCUGAGAAGACCAUUGUUCGCAACAGUCAGCUGAACCACCGCUGGGGGCCAGAGGAACGUGGCUUGCCAAGUGGCAUGCCUCUCAGCUGUGGGCAGAGCUUCUCAAUCUGGAUUUUAUGCGACGCUCACUGCUUUAAGGUGGCUGUGAAUGGACAACACCAGUUUGAAUACAACCAUCGAGUUCCUAACCUGCAGCAGAUAGACAGGCUUGAAGUAGAGGGUGAUGUUAUCCUGACCUGCGUUCAGGUUUAAAGAUGAAAUCCUACAUACAAUUUAUAUAACCAAGUCAGUUGCUGUGUAUGCCUCCUAAAAUUAGCAGUUUACUAGGGAAUUUGCUAUUGAAACUUAAUCAAGAAUCUAAUUCUUUUUUUAUAACCACUUCAACCUAACUAGUAAUCCUGCUAUUUCUACAAUACCAACCCACGCUUUUUGCAUAAGCUUUUCAUAGGCUAGAACGUUACUUCUGUUCAGAUCAUAUUGUUCAUUUUAUAAGCCUUUUUACUAUGAUGAUACCUUAAUUUUAUAAGUGAAUGAUCAGGGAUCUGUGCAUUAAAGUUAACAUUAAAACAUUUGGAGAAAAUGCGGUGCGGUGCUGUCUUCAGAACUCAGGUUUUUUUUUUCAAACUUAAGGUUGAGUAUUGCCAUCUUGAUGGAUAAAGAUUCUGUCUACAUUGCAAGUUACUGGGGAGAACUGAAUCUACAGCGCACCAACUUGCUGCACAUUAAAGUCCCGCAACUUUCCCUGCGUCGUAGCAGAAUUCACCUGGGACAUUACUGAGCGGCAAGGUGGUAUGCUGUAGACUCUCACCUGGCUUGCCCUGCAGUAACUUGCCAAGUAGACAAGCCCCUAGGAGAUGGAAGCCAGGUAAAUGGGAAAAAGCCCAGGGAAACAGCAGCAAGGGGUAGGACUGUGCAGACCUUUGUUGCUUGUUAGAGGAUCCCUGGUCUGGAACUCAGUGUAGAGGGUGGGCCUGGGUUCCCCUGCCAGGCACUGGGAAAUGACAUGGGGUGUUGCAGAUACCAGCUGGACAGACACCGAGCUUUAUAUGCAGCAGACGCUGCGGCAGCCCAGGCUGGGGGAGGGAUGAGGCAGCAAAGGAUACCGAGCACUUUAUCUGUUCCAUUUAUUCCUGUACUGAAAGCAAUUACGUAAGGCUUCAGAUCAGUCACCACCACUGGGACUUCAUUUACAGUCCAGACCAGUUGAUAUAAGGAGUAAAUUCAUAAUGAAUUAGAACAGAUCACUGCUGCUUGUAAUCCCUUCCUAUAAUCGCCCUGUUUCCUCUUCCUGUUAAUGGGAGGUUCCUGGAAUGGUGGAAUUAAGUAGCGUAUGUAAGUGGAGUCUGUAAUAUGGUGAAAAUUGACGUAUUUUCUUUUGAAAUGUGAUGUAAACUUUGUACAGUACAUUUUUAAAAAUAUUUUCUAUCAACUGAGUUUGUCUUCCAGAAUUGCUAUUAAUUUAAUUAAAAUUGUUGGUAUUCACAAAGGGUUCUGUAUUAGUUUAUGCAACUGGCAAAAAAAAAUUGCACUCUACGCUAAUGAAAUUCUGGAUAUUUAGGAUUCUUUUCUGUGAAUAAAUCUCUGCUCUGGAUAAAACACAA
Molecule: messenger RNA, 2306 nt
Organism: Chrysemys picta bellii (western painted turtle)
Lineage: Eukaryota; Metazoa; Chordata; Testudines; Emydidae
Source: RefSeq, a predicted model, not a curated record